CAGUGUCUGUACUAGACUCGACAGCCUCUGCGCGCGACAGCAACAACAGAGACAACAACAACACCGUCAUCCUCACCUCGCCCUCACCUCCGUCUUCCUUCCGACGCGAUCCUCCCUCCAGCAGGACUGCUUCACCGUUCCCUCUGCGUCUGACAGACCCAACUCAUGUGCGCUCACCAUGGACGGAUACGACGCCAUCACGAUGCCCUAUUUGGGCAAUCCUAUGACCGUGCUCCCUCCUAAUAUGCACAACACCGAAUAUCUGUCCAUGUCGCAGCUGGAUGGGCCUGACCAGCCUCCCAACUUUGACCCGGAUAACUUUAUCGGCAACGACGACAUGAUCUACUCCGCGCAUGGCAUCAUCAGAAACAUCCCCCAGCAUUUCCCCGAACAGUAUGCCGAGAUUAUGCCUUCAUUCGAGCCUCCCGCGCCCGAGCAACAGCAACCACAGCAGCAGGACGCCAAUAUCGACCAUAAUCACAAGCUGCUGAGCUUCUCUGCCCCCACGUACAGCUUCACCUUGCUGGACUAUUCUCUGCACAGGACCAACAUUUCCGUCGCGGCGCAGCUGCACGGCAUGUUCUUUCUCGCGGAGUCGCCCUGGACCAAUUCUCCCACGGAGGCAGUCCCUCCCCAGGUCGCCGAAUUGACCUGUUAUCGCCGUAAUCUCUUCCAGAUAACUGGCUCAGUCACGUUGCCGCGCACCCUGCGCUAUCUGAUGACGGACCAGGGGGAUAGGAUCCCCAUUCUGGCACUGGAACUCACCGUUUCCGCCACGGAGUCGGUUGAGGGAAAUGCGGUCAAGAUCAUCUCGGUGCCUUGGAAGACUCCCGCCGCCAACGGCAACCAGCAACCGGAGGACAAGACGGAGAAAGAACCACCAGCCAUCCCGCUCGAUACCAUGGCUGGCCAGGACAUGGACUCGGACUAUGCGAGCUUCCCCAUCGCCUGGAAGCGUCUCCAGUUCCGCAUUGCAACCGCCAACAACGGACGCCGCAAGGAACUGCAGCAGCACUUUGUCGUCCGACUUAAGGUCAUGGCCACUCUAUCUACUGGCGCAAAGGCCCCCGUCUGCGAGGUCCGUUCCGGUCCUGUCAUCGUCCGCGGACGCAGCCCGCGCAACUUCCAGUCACGGAAGGACCUUCCUCUGAGCGGCAGCGCAGCUUCAUCUCGCAAGAACACCCAAGCGUCCGCAGCCAAGGGCAACAACCGUUCUCCCCGUCAGCCCAGCCAGACUCCCGUGCAGGCUGCGGCUCAACUGCGCGCGUCCACCAAGAGCAGCACCCCUGAGAUGGGAUCGAUCUUCCAGUUUGAGGAAGCCCCUCUCCCGCAGGUGACUAUGCCGCCGCACUCGUCUCCUCCCUAUGCAGACUGGACGCAGAUGCCUCCUACGACCACCGCGACUGCAGCUCCUCCUCCGGUGCCUUUUCCCCCGGCGAAUUUGCCUCCCCUAAACGGAUCUCUGCCUGGGUAUCAGCGUACGAGCCCAACCAUGUCGCGCGACACGGAUUCGCAGCGUCGUCUUAGCGUUGCUCCCAUUACGCUUUCUCUGGUAGACGACGAGUUCUCCCCGCCCAGGUCCGCGGAUAUUACGAAGCACUCUCGCCCCAGCAAGUCCAAUAAUGCAUUGCCUCAGAAGAACCCGAGUCCGGAGAUCGAGUCUGCACGUCCCACCAAGAUGAGGAAGACCUCCCAGGCUUCUUCCACCCGCCCGCGUCCCAGCCGCUCUGCCUCCAACAGUGUUGUUCCUGUCUUGGGCACCGCCACUGUCAACGCUGCGCCGGCUUUUCCCGCGCCCGCGUCAACUCUUGCUACGGGAUUUUCCUUCACCUCUGACAGCGCAGAUCUGCUGUACGAAUACUUCCCGCUGGGCCUGGAUGAGUGGCACGCCCCCGUCGACGCGGUCUAUCGCCCGCACGUGGUCCACCACACGAACAUCCCAGCCGAUCCCAAGGUGACUGCGGCGAGGAACAGGAGCAAGCGUUAUUUCGCUGCUGAAGACGUGUAUUGAUCUUACGAUACGACGUGUACAGACGGCUCUCUUCUCUUCGAUUCAUCCCAGAGAGUCCACUACAAACAAAAAAAAAACCCCUUUAAUUAAAAAUCCUG
Messenger RNA from Paecilomyces variotii, 2109 nucleotides. RefSeq names its product PhoG like DNA-binding family protein. Gene Ontology annotation, cellular component: nuclear chromosome. Bases 179 to 2011 code for a protein of 610 amino acids. The record is from RefSeq and is a predicted model, not a curated record. Gene Ontology annotation, biological process: positive regulation of transcription by RNA polymerase II; meiotic cell cycle. Gene Ontology annotation, molecular function: DNA-binding transcription factor activity; DNA binding. The transcript has 2 exons. Lineage: Eukaryota; Fungi; Ascomycota; Eurotiomycetes; Eurotiales; Thermoascaceae.